Messenger RNA from Perognathus longimembris pacificus (Pacific pocket mouse), 744 nucleotides. Its product is annotated as anionic trypsin-2-like. Lineage: Eukaryota; Metazoa; Chordata; Mammalia; Rodentia; Heteromyidae. Gene Ontology annotation, biological process: proteolysis. The transcript is spliced from 5 exons. The coding region runs from base 1 to 744 and encodes 247 amino acids. Gene Ontology annotation, molecular function: serine-type endopeptidase activity. The record is from RefSeq and is a predicted model, not a curated record.
AUGAGUUCACUCCUGCUCCUGGUCCUUGUGGGAGCUGCUGCUGCUGUCCCUCUUGAUAAGCAUGACAAGAUCGUGGGUGGCUAUGCCUGUCCGAGGAAUUCCCUCCCCUACCAGGUGUCCCUGAACAAUGGCCGAGCCCACUUCUGUGGUGGAUCCCUCAUCAGUGACCAGUGGGUGGUGUCUGCAGCCCACUGCUACAGGCCCUUCAUCCAAGUGAGACUGGGAGAGCAUAACAUCAAAGUUAUUGAGGGAAAUGAGCAGUUUAUUGAUGCGGCCAAGGUCAUCCCCCACCCUGGCUUCAACCGAAAGACUGCAGACAAUGACAUCAUGCUGAUCAAGCUCUCCUCACCUGCGUCCCUCAAUUCCCAGGUGGCCACUGUGACCCUGCCCACCUCCUGUGCACCUGCUGGUACAGAGUGCAUCAUCUCUGGCUGGGGCAACAUCCUGAGAUUGGGAGUCUACAAGCCGCUCCUGCUGCAGUGCCUGCAUGCUCCCCUGCUGAGUGAGGCAGUCUGUGAAGCUGCGUACCCUGGGAAGAUCACUGGCAACAUGGUCUGCGCGGGCUUCCUGGAGGGAGGCAAGGACUCCUGCCAGGGUGACUCUGGUGGCCCUGUGGUCUGCCAUGGAGAGCUCCAGGGAAUUAUCUCCUGGGGCAAUGGCUGUGCCCUGAAAAACAGUCCUGGAGUUUACACUAAAGUGUGCAAAUACUUGGACUGGAUUCAAGAUACCAUCACUGCCAACUGA